Molecule: messenger RNA, 483 nt
Organism: Grammomys surdaster
Lineage: Eukaryota; Metazoa; Chordata; Mammalia; Rodentia; Muridae
Product: hemoglobin subunit alpha-like
Exons: 3
Coding region: 1-483 (160 amino acids)
Molecular function (GO): pheromone activity
Source: RefSeq, a predicted model, not a curated record
AUGAACAAGCAUAAGAUUGUCCCUCUGGAAAUGUCAGCCAUGGUUUCUUUCCCAGUGAUGCUGUUUCUGAUAACUCUGUUGCUGCCAGCAAUGCACCCUGAAAGAAGGAAUCAAAAAGAACCCACCACAUCUGCUGAACAUGAGAAAAAUCUCAAGGCUGUUGUGGACAAGAUUGACAGCCAAAGUGAAAGAAACAUCACAGAGUCCUUGGAGAGGACAUUCUCUGACUCCCAUCAAGACCAAAAAUUAUUUGAAAACCGGGUUAAUCAACCCAAGGUAAACCUUUCUAGAAUGUUGAAUAUCCUGCACAAAUGCUCUGCUCAGAAUCAUCAAGUGGAGACAGUAAAUUUCAGAAGAAUGCCCCAUAGGAUUCAAGCUACCAAACUUAGGUACCACCAAAACAAUUAUAAAAAGCAAGUCCUCUACUCUGUGGAUGAAUUCUUGACUUUAGUGAGAAAUGAGUUGAUUUCCAAAUAUGUAUAA